CUUUUUGACCCUCAUUUCAUAGAUAAGGCUUCACAUAUCAAUUUUGUGUGUGUUGAAGACACGUUUUGUGGUGAAUCAUGUCUUCUCAACCUCCAUUUGGGAAACACUGUUCGCCAACAAAAGGGGUGAAGACCGACGUGAAAGAAAAAAAAACUUCCAGCAUUUGGGGCUAUUUGGGGCCGUUGGAGCCCUUGUUCCUUUGUUGUAUCCAACACUGCCCCCCAGCUCCAUCUUCUAGAAAUUCCAUAAGAUUGUCUCCAUUCGUAUCGGAUUUUGUAUCAGGAAGAAUUUUUCCAGGGGCACUUAGGCAGUGAAGGACGGACUUAAAUAUCUCGGCCAAGCCUUCAGCGAAUUCGUACUCAACUCCCAUAUCUCGUAUCAGCGAAUUCGCACUGUUAUCCUCGACUUUCACGAUGACCACCCCAACUACCGAAGUCCCUACCACAAUCGUGCACCACACGGUCAAAGCUGUCCUUUUUGAUAUGGACGGCACUCUGAUUGAUUCUUCGCCUGCUGUGGCUGCCGCUUGGAAACUCCUCAAAGAGACAGGCUACGAGUUCCUCGAUCUCGACCACAUACUUAAAUCAGCCCAUGGCUACAGAACUAUCGAUGCCCUCCGCAAAUGGUGUAAGAUCACAGAAGAGGAACUCUUGAAGAAAGAGGUUGUCCGUUUCGAAAACGCGAUUCUCAGUAAUGCCCAAGCCAAAGCUGGUUCAGGAGGAGGUAUUAUUGCCCUUCCGGGUGUUGCUCAGCUUCUCGACGACAUAGAGGCAUCAACAAACAACGGGCAUAGUCAAGGCUGGUCCGUUUGCACGUCCUCGACCCACUUCUACGCGUCACAAGCCCUCCCUGCCGCUGGCCUCCGCAUACCCGACGUUUUCGUCACCGCUGAGUCCGUUACGAACGGCAAGCCCGCUCCUGACCCCUACCUCUUGGGUGCGAAGUUGAACAAUGUCUCGCCCUUUGACUGUAUCGUUGUGGAAGAUGCCCCAACCGGUAUACGGAGCGGGAAGGCAAGUGGCGCUCUAGUCCUUGCUACUUGCACCUCUCACACUCGGGAGUCUCUUGAACGCGAGAGCCCCGAUUUCCUCGUUCCCAAUCUGUCAUACGUAAAAGCAUCCCGCAAUCCUGAUGGCUCGGUCUGUCUGGCUAUUGCGCAGCCUGCGGAUCGCAAAGAAACUGCGCCUACUCCCGACGACACACCCCUUCACACACCUGCCCUUUCUCGCGUCCCCAGUGCCACGGACAUUUUCACCAAGAUUCACAGUGGUACCGCAACUCCACGAGAACCUGGGACUGAAAUUGACGAUUAUGGUGCUCGUGGUAUCAAGGCCAUGGGUGGUUUUUAAUUUUAAGCAUCAAUGCUGAACUACUUGUAUAUACCCUAGAGAAUCACAGUCCUUAGACUCCAACCAUCCAUUCCAUGUACAUACUAAUACUGGCGAUUAGGUAUAUAGCACUUGUAAUCUCAAAUUAAAUGUAGAAUUAUCUUGAAACCAUCUUAUUAUUGUUAGCUCAAAGUAUCCGAGAUGCUACAUUAAAUAUCCAACGUAAAUUAUCA
This is a messenger RNA of Lentinula edodes (shiitake mushroom), 1561 nucleotides long. Its product is annotated as HAD-like domain-containing protein. The record is from RefSeq and is a predicted model, not a curated record. NCBI's taxonomy places the organism in Eukaryota, Fungi, Basidiomycota, Agaricomycetes, Agaricales, Omphalotaceae. Gene Ontology annotation, molecular function: sugar-phosphatase activity; beta-phosphoglucomutase activity. Bases 414 to 1349 code for a protein of 311 amino acids. The transcript has 5 exons.